Messenger RNA from Ostrinia nubilalis (European corn borer), 1809 nucleotides. RefSeq lists its product as uncharacterized. The record is from RefSeq and is a predicted model, not a curated record. The coding region runs from base 39 to 1283 and encodes 414 amino acids. Lineage: Eukaryota; Metazoa; Arthropoda; Insecta; Lepidoptera; Crambidae. The transcript has 3 exons.
AACCAAAGUGAUAACAACGCUACCGUUCUUUGUGUAAAAUGCGACUGCAAGUUGCUUUGCUCUUCCUUGUUUACACUGAGGGUAAAAAGAAGUCCAAGGUUUCCGAUGACGCUGUCAUCGACAAUUUGGACGUGUUCCCAGCGCCGUUUCCGUCGCCUGUCCCUUUCGGCCACAUAUUCAAAGAUGGAAUAGGAGAUGUAGUGCCAGGCUUGAAGCAGCCAGUAGACCUGUUAGAGCUGGACCUUUUCAUACCAACGCGAGAUGAGCAAGAUAAGUACCUAAAAAAAUUACCAAAGCAAAAUAUUAUCAGAAUUAAUAAUAAUCCAAUAGAAUUCGCCAACCCUCGAGACAAAUAUUUGCGCUUCAACCUUAACCAAGCCGAAGAAAUUGCUAGGGAAGGCGUGACUACGUCACCCAAUAAAACCGACGACAGACCGCAGUGGUUUAACUUCGAAGUCAUCCUGGAGAGGAACUUCAAUACUCCGAGGCCGGCUGUAGCUCUAGCAGCAAGGACUCCAAAGCCAGAUCGUUUUGACGAGAAUUCUGCGAACGGACCAGACCAGGAAAUUCAAUCUAAUGAUGUACGUAAAAGGAACUAUUUUUCCGCGCACACCUACAGUUUGUUGAAGGACCCUCACACAGCACCGAUAUAUGACCACUGGACGACGUGUGACCAGUUUGAGAGAAAGACUCGUAAAUUUCACCCGAAAGAUAUUGUGGACCUCGAUUGGAUUCCGUUCUAUGUUUGGACGACUAGACACUUUGUGGUUUCAGUUGUUCAUCGAUUCUCCUUUCCUACAAAAAAGACGGUUCGAGAGUACAGACAGACUUACGGACCCCACAUAAAUAAGACUGUAUACUGGGAAAACCCGAAGCUCCUGCUUAAGGAGGAUAUGGAGCUGCUGCUCAUAGCUGCAGACAGGAAUGGUCUGUUCCACGGAAUCCCAAGGCUGAAAAUUCCGUCAAAUUUUAAAUUUGACAACAACACCAAAUUCCCGGUCAUCACGAUGCGAAUCAAAAUCGAAGAUCCGUACCUAGCCAUGAUGUUCUGCGACGAGUAUUACGCUGUCAUCAUGGCCACUACCAACUCUGGGCCUUUGACUGAUGAGGAGAAGACGGAGGAGGCUACUAUCAUCAACUUCAAGGGUACCGGCUUCCCGGUAUCGAGGGACUUGGAGCUGGAGGAUAUAAAGAAGAAGGGUGAGAUAGAACAGCGACAUGAGGAGGAGGAAACGAAAUAUAUCAAAGUUUUGGACACGGGCUUCGAAAUCGAACGAGAGUGAGAUCUCUAGGUAUAUUUCUUGCAACUCACGAAGCGAAGGCGAGUGAGCUUUACUUGUGUGUAAUGUCUAUCAAAACUUUUGAAAAACGAACAGUAGCGGGACACCACACAUGUAAAGCUCACUCGCCUUGGUGAAUUGCAACAACUAUAAUAGGUACUUUGGUUAUUAGAUUGAUUUUUGUGGUAUAUUCACUAUGUCACAUAACUUAGUUGAUCACAAUAGAUCUUACUUACUCGUACAUAUCAAAUAAACAUUAUUAUGUACCUGCUUUCAAUGCAACGUUAAUUCUAGUUCAAUUUUUUUAACAAAAUUACUUAACUAUUUGACUAAUUUAAAGAGUUUCUUUAACACAAAUUGAAUACAUACCAAUCUAUAAUUUUACAAAGCUAUAAUUUUUCCCUAAUUUUGUAAGCCAAUACAACAACACUGAGAAGUAAUCGAAGAUAAGUGUAUUUACAUUAUUAACUCCUAGGAAUGGAAAAAAAUUGUCAAUGUUAGCCGGCCAUGUUUGUUUUGCCAUAUUAAC